UCAUGGACGUGUCGUCUAUAUAUGCGGCUGCAGAUCCCCCCCUUUCCUCUCCCCCUCUCUCUCUCUCUCCCCAGCAAAAGUCAGCGCCUUCUUUUGUCUCUUCUCUCCGUCUCUCUCCGCCUUGCAAUUCUUCUUCUGACAGCCGCAGCAGCGCGCGCCUGCCGUGGUGGCUGCUGCUUUCGGUGCGCAGAUUUCCCUCAGAGCUUCCUGUCUCUGGAACGGCCGAGCGAGCACUUCAAGGAGCUUUGGGAGAGGCCAUGGAGGUCGACUGGGAUCUGCAUGCGGUGGUCAGGGGCUGCACAGCCUCCUCCUCCUCCUCCGCCGCCGCCGCCACAUCAUGGGUGACGGAGCAUCGCCUCGAACCCGCUUCUUGCACUCCGUUCCCUGCAUUGGGAGGGUCAGAUCCGGAGCCCUUCGAGGCCGGAAGAGGCGUCUUUCUGGAGGAGCUCCACGAGCUUUACAAGCCCUUCUUGCCCGCGUAUGAACCUCUGUUUUCGCAUCGCGACAACCCCGUCUCAUCUCCUCUUGCUGUUGAAGGCGGGAAGAGCUCGUCGAGUGCUCAUCUGAUGCAAAAGAGGCCGUUUCAAGGUGCUUCGGCAAUUGCUCCUCCGGCUCCGUUCAAAGCUAGCUCUCACGCUCCCAGAUCCAAGAAAAGGAAGAGCCAGAUGAAGGUGGUUCGUCAAGUUCCUGCAGAGAAAGUCUCUUCGGACGAGUGGGCUUGGCGGAAAUACGGUCAAAAACCCAUCAAAGGCUCUCCAUAUCCAAGAUGCAGUAGCUCCAAGGGGUGCUUGGCCCGGAAGCAAGUGGAGCGGAACAGAUCCGACCCGGAAAUCUUCAUAGUCACCUACACGUCGGAGCACAACCACCCUGCGCCGACGCACCGGAGCUCACUCGCCGGCUCCACGCGCCCCAAGACCUCGACGCCCGAAGCCGAGGCCAGCGUCGACUCCGCUGCUACUGCAACUACAAACCCAGUAACUUCAGCGGAAGAGGAGGCGGUGCUUGUUCCUCAGAGCACCAGCAGCGAAAGCGGAGAAGAGAAGGAAUAUAGCCAAAGCAGCAGUAUGCAGGAUAAUGACGGAGAAGACGAGUCUGGGUCGUCUGGUGCGGCUCUGAGCGAUGAUUUCUUCGUGGGUCUGGAGGGACUACUAGGUUCUCACUACGGAGAUUCAUCUCCGGAUCCGUCUCAGCCAUGGUUCGGCUUUUCUUGGUCCGCCGGCGAUGCGGUCACCGCCGCCGGCGGUAGCUGAGCUGCCGGAACACUUAAAAGCACUUCAUCAGGAAGUCUAUUGUCCUCUAUCAUACUCUUGUUCUUUCUUUUCCUCUUUUCGUGCUUUGUAGAGAAAAGCUGAGUGCUGCAGCCGUAGGAAACGUGCUCUGUUUUGUAAAAUGAUUUCGUUAGCCCUGAAGCCUGUCCCGAUUCCCGAAAGACGAGUAUAAGCUGUUUUAAAGUAAAUUAUUGCUCUGUUUCUGUUCAA
Molecule: messenger RNA, 1478 nt
Organism: Syzygium oleosum
Lineage: Eukaryota; Viridiplantae; Streptophyta; Magnoliopsida; Myrtales; Myrtaceae
Product: WRKY transcription factor 22-like
Exons: 3
Coding region: 3-1250 (415 amino acids)
Biological process (GO): regulation of DNA-templated transcription
Cellular component (GO): nucleus
Molecular function (GO): DNA-binding transcription factor activity; transcription cis-regulatory region binding
Source: RefSeq, a predicted model, not a curated record